CGUUGUCAGGAUUACAAACUCUACGCUUUAGGCUUCCUCUUGAAGAGCAGAUCUCAGGGACAGUGGUGAACAGAGGGUGGUAACGGUCAGGCGGAACUCUCCACAGUGCCACCACCACGCAAGGCAGGGAUGCUCAGGAUACAAUUAACUGAUAAAAUUAACUGUCAGGAUGGGAGAGAAUUAGGAACCACAGUCAUCCAACACGCCACCAAAAGCGUCAUUUUCUGUCGCAAAUGGCUUUUCUCUUUACCAAUAUGGUGGCCUGGUCCAGCCACACCUGAUGCUAGAACCGAACAGUCCAGUAUAACAUCCCUAGGAACACUGCUGUCACCGACAGGCGACCAGCUCCAUCCAACACCACACCUUGUUCCUUUCUGUUCGUGCCUGAGGACUCCAAGGGCAUGAUAGCCCAUAUCCCAUUACCAAAAUGGCGAAAGGAACAGCCUUCUUGUGAGGGCCUGCGGAAGACAAUACGCCUGCGCGGGAGGCGUCUGUGUUACGAAGUGGGAGGGGAGCACUCCCAACACGCCUGCGCAAGACAGAGUCGUCUUAGUUUGCACACAAACACCAAUGGAUGAAGAGUCCCUAGCUUCCUGCGGCUGCGCCUUGACCCCUACAAGCUUUCCCAAGCGCCUGCGCGAGCCCUCAGGUCCCGCCCUUUUGUCUCAGUGCGCUGGCGCAGGGCAGAAAGGUGGGGCUUCGGUCCUCCAGACGAAUGCCAGCGCGGCUGCGCGCUGGGGGGUACUCCCUCACCGCGGCUGCGCGGGAGCCAGGCCGCCGGCUGUCACUGCGGUUGCGCGCGGCGAGCGCCGAACCUGGGGCGCCUGCGCGGGUGGCUUUGCGGGCGCUCGCGCAAAUCCAAGCUCUGCUGGCCCCCCCCAAGACGGACGAGGCAGAAAAGCGGAGUCGGAAGCCUGAGAAGGAGCCCCGGAGAAGCGGCAGGGCCACCAACCACGACAGCUGCGAUAGCUGCAAGGAAGGUGGAGAUCUCCUGUGCUGCGACCACUGCCCGGCUGCCUUCCACCUCCAGUGCUGUAACCCUCCACUGAGUGAAGAAAUGUUGCCUCCUGGAGAGUGGAUGUGUCACCGGUGCACUGUUCGCCGAAAGAAACGAGAGCAGAAAAAGGAGCUGGGUCAUGUCAAUGGACUGGUGGACAAAUCUGGCAAACGGACUACAUCCCCCAGCAGUGACACUGACUUGUUGGACAGAUCGGCCAGCAAAACUGAACUAAAGGCCAUUGCCCAUGCUCGGAUCCUGGAAAGGAGAGCCAGCAGGCCUGGCACGCCCACAUCCAAUGCCAGCACAGAGACCCCCACCUCUGAGCAGAAUGAUGUCGACGAAGACAUCAUUGACGUGGAUGAGGAACCAGUAGCAGCGGAGCCAGACUAUGUGCAGCCCCAGCUGAGGCGGCCCUUUGAGCUGCUGAUUGCUGCCGCCAUGGAGCGGAACCCCACCCAAUUUCAGUUGCCCAAUGAACUGACUUGUACCACUGCACUACCAGGUUCUAGCAAGAGGAGAAGAAAGGAGGAAACAACAGGGAAAAAUGUUAAGAAGACACAGCAUGAAUUAGAUCACAAUGGUCUCGUUCCCUUACCGGUCAAAGUCUGCUUCACGUGUAACAGGAGUUGCCGCGUGGCUCCUCUCAUCCAGUGUGACUAUUGCCCUCUCCUGUUUCACAUGGACUGCCUCGAGCCGCCGCUCACUGCCAUGCCCCUCGGCAGAUGGAUGUGUCCGAAUCACAUCGAACAUGUAGUGCUGAACCAGAAGAAUAUGACACUGAGCAAUCGGUGCCAGGUGUUUGAUCGUUUCCAGGACACCAUUUCGCAGCAUGUUGUCAAAGUGGACUUCCUGAACCGAAUCCACAAGAAGCACCCCCCUAACCGGCGUGUGCUCCAGUCAGUCAAAAGAAGAAGCUUGAAGGUUCCCGAUGCUAUAAAAUCUCAGUACCAGUUUCCACCCCCUCUCAUUGCACCUGCGGCCAUUCGGGACGGGGAGCUGAUCUGCAAUGGGAUCCCUGAGGAAUCACAGAUGCACCUUUUGAACUCUGAGCACUUAGCCACCCAAGCAGAGCAGCAAGAGUGGCUCUGUAGUGUUGUUGCGCUCCAGUGCAGCAUAUUGAAACAUUUAUCUGCUAAGCAGAUGCCUUCGCAUUGGGACUCUGAACAGACAGAGAAGGCUGAUAUUAAGCCUGUUAUUGUGACUGACGGCUCAAUCACCACCUCCUUGCAAACAGCUGACAAGACACCUACACCUUCCCACUACCCCUUGUCCUGCCCCUCAGGGAUUAGCACCCAGAAUUCCUUGAGCUGCUCUCCACCCCACCAGCCCCCAGCCCUAGAGGACAUCGGCUGCAAUUCUUGUGCAGAAAAAUCCAAGAAAACCCCUUGUGGGACUGCCAAUGGGCCAGUGAACACAGAGGUGAAAGCUAAUGGCCCACACCUCUACAGCAGCCCUACUGAUUCCACGGACCCCCGGCGACUUCCAGGCGCUAACACCCCCCUACCAGGCCUCUCACACCGGCAAGGCUGGCCCCGGCCCCUCACGCCACCAGCGGCUGGGGGCCUUCAGAACCACACCGUCGGCAUCAUUGUGAAGACAGAGAAUGCCACUGACCCCAGCUCUUGCCCCCAGAGGAGUUUGGUUCCUGUCCCAAGCCUGCCCCCUUCCAUUCCCAGCUCUUGUGCCAGCAUCGAGAACACCAGCACUUUGCAAAGAAAGACUGUCCAAUCACAGAUAGGACCUCCGUUGACAGAUUCAAGGCCACUGGGCUCACCCCCAAAUGCCACCCGGGUGCUCACUCCCCCCCAAGCAGCAGGAGAUGGUAUCUUGGCCACAGGAGCCAACCAACGAUUCAGCUCACCAGCGCCAUCGUCAGAUGGCAAGGUCAGCCCCGGCACGUUAUCCAUAGGAAGCGCUUUAACCGUACCCUCUUUCCCAGCCAACUCUACUGCCAUGGUGGACCUCACCAACUCACUUCGAGCAUUUAUGGAUGUCAAUGGAGAAAUCGAGAUAAAUAUGCUGGACGAGAAGCUGAUCAAGUUUCUGGCCUUGCAGAGAAUACAUCAGCUUUUCCCCUCCCGGGUCCAACCUUCACCGGGCAGUGUUGGGACACAUCAGCUGGCUUCUGGAGGGCACCACACAGAAGUGCAAAGAAAGGAGGUACAGGCCCGAGCUGUGUUCUACCCCCUCUUAGGGUUGGGAGGAGCUGUGAACAUGUGCUAUCGAACCCUCUACAUCGGGACAGGAGCUGACAUGGAUGUGUGCCUUACAAACUAUGGUCACUGUAACUACGUGUCCGGGAAACAUGCCUGCAUAUUCUACGAUGAGAAUACCAAACAUUAUGAGCUGUUAAACUACAGUGAGCAUGGGACAACGGUGGACAAUGUGCUGUAUUCAUGUGACUUCUCGGAGAAGACCCCGCCAACACCCCCAAGCAGUAUUGUUGCCAAAGUGCAGAGUGUCAUCAGGCGCCGCCGGCACCAGAAACAGGAUGAAGAGCCAAGUGAGGAGGCAGCCAUGAUGAGUUCCCAGGCCCAAGGGCCGCAGCGGAGACCCUGCAAUUGCAAAGCCAGCAGCUCAAGCUUGAUUGGGGGCAGUGGGGCCGGCUGGGAGGGCACGGCCUUACUGCACCAUGGCAGCUACAUCAAGCUGGGCUGCCUGCAGUUUGUCUUCAGCAUCACUGAGUUUGCGACCAAACAGCCCAAAGGCGAUGCCAGCCUGCUGCAGGAUGGGGUCUUGGCCGAGAAGCUCUCUCUCAAGCCCCACCAGGGCCCUGUGCUGCGCUCCAACUCCGUUCCCUAGGACUGGCAGCUACCCCGCUACUGGCCUGUACACCCACCCAAGACUCCUGCAAUGCAAAAAUGUACACAAAUCAAGCCCGGGUGUUUUCUAUACUCUACCAGAAACGCUUCAACUACAAUCUUUGCAUGAAAUGAAGAAAACCUUUUGACUGUUUUUUAAAAAUCCUUUUUCUUUCCUCAAGUUCUAGGGGGCAUUUGCACAUAUAUUUGUACUCAACAUUUCAUGGGAAAGCGGCAAACCCGAGCUGAGGAACAGCGUGGGCAGGGAGGGAAAGACCCAUGGUCUGGACAUUUCCUCCAACACAAAACCCUUCCCCACCCACCUACUACUCCCUCCCCCUCGCCCGCCGUUGUAAAAUAAUCAGAAACUUGUUCUAUUUUGUGGCAGUGACAAUAGUUUUAUAUUAAAAGAAAAAUACAGUUUUCAUACAGCAAAAUCUAUACAAUAUCAUUGUUUUAUUUAAUAUAAAGAUCGCUACCCACCUUCCUUCCAUGGUUCCCACCCUCCACGUUAUUUUCCCUUUCUGCAGCAGUUGCACUACAGGUAGCUACUGUGUAUUAUGGACAAAUGAGAAAUGAAUUCUUUUUCUGGCUGUCCAUCUGUUUUAUUUCAAAUAAGGAAAAGUGUAUUUGGAUUUUGUGUAAAUACAUCUAGUGAUAACAUUUUUUCAAUGUUUUUAAAAACCGUGUACAGUACUACAUGUGGUAGAGCGUUUUCUCAAAUUGUCUAUUGUAGCAAAAAUGUUUUUGUCGUAAACCUGUUUUGUCUCCUUUUUUUGUUCUCUUGCCACUUCUCUCCUCUUCUUCCUGCCCCUGGUUCCCUCCUCUCCUCCCACCCCCACAACCAGUACCAAUGUACAUAGUAAUUGUAAUGUUUUAGACUUUACAGAAACUUUCCUGUAUUCUGUAUAUAAAAAACAAAAAUACUUCAAAUUA
This is a messenger RNA of Chlorocebus sabaeus (green monkey), 4737 nucleotides long. NCBI's taxonomy places the organism in Eukaryota, Metazoa, Chordata, Mammalia, Primates, Cercopithecidae. The record is from RefSeq and is a predicted model, not a curated record.